AUUUAUGGGAUUACAAAUCAUAGAAAACAUAAAGUAUUAUUGUAGUUUAUUGUCUAUUGGAGUGUCUAUUAGUGUAAACAAGUUGUAUGUUCUUCUUUCAAAAGAGUAGCUUUAGGUGAAUGGCAGAUCCGAAAAUAGCUUUUGAGAAUCGUCCUAUUGUACGAUGUAUCCGCCAUGAUACAAAUUUUGCAAAAGUCUUACUGACUGUGCGUGAAAGCUCCUUGGAGGAACUUUCAGCACUGUGUCCUCAAUCAAAAGCUUCACUUUUAUUUUAUGCGGUUCAACGCUCACAUGAUAUUGAAGUACAAGAAUUAUGCCGUCUGUUAUGUCAAGAACUUUGUGUGUGUAAUCCAAAUCAUGUGGAUCACAAUCAACAAACCGCAUUGUUUUUCGCAGCGCGUGAUGGCCAUGUGGAAGCCGUACGACUCUUGCUUUCUUUAGGAUGUUCUGCUGGGCAUCGCGAUUCCGUUGAACAAACCGCUUUGUUUUAUGCUGCACGGGAUGGACGAGACAAAGUUCUUGAAAUACUUUUAGAAAAUGGUGUCAAUAUUAAUGAUGCUGAUCGAUUAGGUCAAACAGCGUUGUUUUACGGUGCAAGGGAUGGAAGAACGUCAACCGUUGAAUUAAUGCUAAAGCAUGGUGCUAAUAUUCAUUUAAACGAUCGAAACCGGCGGACAGCACUAUACUAUGCCACCCGAAGUAACCACCCUGAGGUGAUUGCUUUAUUGAAAUCCUACGAAGACGUGCAAUCAGCACCGUGUGAUCGACAAGAUUCCAAUUUAAAAAAAAAUUUAGAACCGUUAGGAAAGAGUACGAAUUCUGAUUCGAAUGGGUCUCAACUGACUACUUUGAAUAAUAAUAACGACGCGUGUUAUCAACCGAAUAAACGUACACGUUUGAAUGACACAUUGAAUGAGACAGAAAAAGAUUUCGCAAAAGAUGCUGUUCCAGAGAAUGUUCGACCCACACACCGUCGCUGUUAUCGAUUAUGCAUCAAAGGUCCGGAAACAAUACAACCUGAAAUCCAAUGGCUUUCAGCUCCACUUGAACAAAUCCAAGUUUUUGAAUCCUUGCUACCGUCUAUUGCUGUGUGGUCUCGUGAAAGUCAUUGUCCAGUUACCGAUAUUUUUAUGAGUAUUCGAGCCAUGUGGCAACCGAUCGCCUUAAGGUAUAGUGUUUUAGACGAACUUUCACAGGACAAAGAAGGUUGGAUUUUCCAAAAACCUGUUGAUUGUAAAGCGUGGAAAUGCCCAGACUAUUAUGAUGUCAUUAAGAAUCCUAUGGAUUUUUUCACAAUGCGUAAGAAAUUCAAGGCUCAACUUUAUCCACGUUGUCAGGAUUUUGUUAAUGAUAUGGAAUUAAUUUUUGCUAAUUGUUUUCGAUAUAAUCGACCGGAAAGUAAUGUAGCUGUUUUUGGACGUUCUAUACAAGCUCACUACAAAGCAUUAGCUUUAGAAAAAGGAUUUGAACGUUGGAUCACUAUUGAAAAUGAAAUAGAUCAAUGGUAUAAAUCAAUGUAUCAAUCAAAGAAAAAUGAAUUUGAAAAGUUCUCUAACGAUCGUUCUAACGAACUUAAUGUAAGCACGUCUAUGAUUACAAAUGUUCGAUAACC
This is a messenger RNA of Hylaeus volcanicus, 1612 nucleotides long. RefSeq lists its product as uncharacterized. Bases 120 to 1610 code for a protein of 496 amino acids. The record is from RefSeq and is a predicted model, not a curated record. Gene Ontology annotation, biological process: regulation of gene expression. The transcript has 10 exons. Gene Ontology annotation, molecular function: protein binding. Gene Ontology annotation, cellular component: nucleus. NCBI's taxonomy places the organism in Eukaryota, Metazoa, Arthropoda, Insecta, Hymenoptera, Colletidae.